ACGUGAGUUACGACAAGGUUCGUACCAAAGUCUGCUGGGCAGCAAACUACCUGCCUCACCUCGCGCGUGCAAGCAAAGUAUACAUAGGUACGAGGUAGUGCCCGUUCCAGGACGCCGUGUAAGCCACCUCCGAGAGCAGACGAGCGCCACCAUUGCUCGACUGCUGCUGCUGUACACUCGACGUACUACAUCUACUCGCCCGUCGCCCGUCCUCUUCCUCUUCCUCUUCUUCCUCCUCCCCCUUCUCCUCCUUCUUCCCCCCUUGCCAUUGCCAUACCCGCCCCCCGAUAUGACCCCCUCCGCCAUGCCAGACGCGUCGUCGUCAUCGGAGUCCGCCCGCCCGCGCAUCCUCGUCCCCGAAAAGGUGUCGCCCGAUGGCCUCGCACUGCUGACCCCCCACUUCGACGUCGACGUCCGGCUGGGCCUCGGCGCCGACGAGCUGGAGCGGGCCAUUGGCGCGUACCAUGGGCUCAUCGUGCGGUCCGAGACCAAGGUGACGCCCGCGGUGCUGCGGGCCGGGCGCAAGCUCCGGGUCGUGGCCCGCGCCGGCGUCGGCGUCGACAACAUCGACGUGCCCGCGGCCACCAACGCCGGCAUCAUCGUCGUCAACUCGCCCUCGGGCAACAUCCUGGCCGCCGCCGAGCACACCGUCGCGCUGCUGCUGGCCACGGCGCGCAACGUCGGGCGCGCCGACGGGGGCGUCAAGGCCGGCCGGUGGGACCGCGGCGCCCUCGUCGGCGUAGAGGUCGGGCGCAAGACGCUCGGCAUCGUCGGCCUCGGCAAGGUCGGCCUCAACGUCGCCCGCAUGGCAAAGGGCCUGGGCAUGCUGGUCCGCGCCGUGGACCCCUACGCCAGCGCAGACAUGGCCCGCCAGGCCGGCGUCGAGCUCGUCGCCUCCCUCGACGACCUGCUCCCCGCCGUCGACUUCCUCACCAUCCACACCCCGCUGCUGGCCACCACCAUGGACCUCGUCGGCGAGCCGCAGCUGCGCGCCAUGCGGCCCACGGCCCGCGUCCUCAACGUCGCCCGCGGCGGCGUCUACAACGAGGCCGCCCUGCUGCGCGCCCUCGACGAGGGCUGGAUCGCCGGCGCCGGCCUCGACGUCUUCACCUCGGAGCCCCCAGGGGACGGCGACUCCACGGCCGCGCGCCUCGCCCGCCACCCCAAGGUCGUGGCCACGCCGCACCUGGGCGCCUCCACCGUCGAGGCCCAGGAGAACGUCUCCAUGGACGUGUGCAAGCAGAUGCUCGAGAUCCUGCGCGGCGGGCUGCCCACCAGCGCCGUCAACGCCCCCAUCAUCCUGCCCGAGGAGUACGCCAAGCUGCAGCCGUCGGUGCGCCUGGUCGAGAAGAUGGGCCGCCUCUACACCCAGCACUACGUCCGCUCCAAGGGCGGCAUGGUCGGCGGCCGCCGCUUCGAGCUCGUCUACCGCGGCGAGCUGGCCGGCAUGCCCAACACGAAGCCGCUCUUCGCCGCCCUCGUCAAGGGGCUCGUCGCCUCCUUCAGCGACUCCAACGUCAACAUUGUCAACGCCGAGCUCAUCGCGCGGGAAAAGGGCAUCGUCAUCAACGAGACGCAGGCGCGCGACUCGCCCGGCACCUACGCCAACCUGGUGACGCUGCGGUCCGUGGGCGACGGCGGCGGCGACGGCAGCGGCGACAACGACGGCGGUGAGCAGCAGGUGAUAGAGGGCUACGCGUCGGACAAGCGCGUGUACAUUUCCAAGCUGGACCGGUUCAAGGCCUCCUUUGCGCCCGAGGGCACCCUCAUCAUCCUGCACAACUACGACGAGCCGGGCAAGAUUGGGGGCGUGGGCAUGGUGCUGGGCUCGCACGGCAUCAACAUUCGCUUCAUGCAGGUGGCGGGGCUGGGCGGCGAUGGCAACGACGCCAGGAGCAGCAGCGGCAGUGGCGGAUCUGUCGAGGGGCGCAAGGACAACGAGGCGCUCAUGAUCCUGGGCGUCGACGGCGAGGUGGGCGAGAGCGUGCUCGAGGGGCUGCGGGCGGCCGACGGCGUGCUGGACGUGAACCUGGUGCGCCUGUGAUGGGGAUAGCGGCUAGCAGGAAGCAGUGGAAUAUGAUUAUGAUGGUUAUGAUGAUGAUGAUACCGUGUGGGGGGAAUGGGGGCCCAUGGGCCCGGAUCAAUGGCUGUUACGAGGUCAAUGACGAGCGACGGCGGCCGCUCUGUUGUUCAUCAGGCGCACAAAAAAUCCGCAACUAUACUAUCGCGUG
Messenger RNA from Purpureocillium takamizusanense, 2231 nucleotides. RefSeq lists its product as uncharacterized. Gene Ontology annotation, molecular function: NAD binding; phosphoglycerate dehydrogenase activity. Gene Ontology annotation, biological process: L-serine biosynthetic process. The transcript has a single exon. Bases 290 to 2044 code for a protein of 584 amino acids. The record is from RefSeq and is a predicted model, not a curated record. NCBI's taxonomy places the organism in Eukaryota, Fungi, Ascomycota, Sordariomycetes, Hypocreales, Ophiocordycipitaceae.